AUGGCAUCCAAGAAACCAUUCGUUAUCGAUCAGGCAGAUGAAAUCACUGAGAAAGCCGCAUUCGCCUGGCGAACUAACAUGAGUGUUCGAUGUAGAAGUCAGAACGGAGAGGAGAGAAGUCGACUGAUGGGCUUUGGUGGCGGUGAUAGUCAAGCGAGUCUGGGUCCCACACCUCGCGAUCGUUUGCCAGAUGAUGCUAUGGCCUAUUAUGGGCUUCCCAUCCGCCGUCCCAUAGCGGCUCUUCGGCAGGUGCCUGGUGAUUUUAGCAGUUGGGGACCAAGGAGGAAAGUGGGCUACUGGCCUACCGUCGCUCCCGAGGAAAAUAUUUGGUAUCAGGAGAACCGAGCGAGAGAUUUGGCCCGAUGGGAUGCGGUGGGUAUCACCCAAACCAUCGAUCUAUGCUUCUGUCUUCCCAAUAAUACUAGCCCUGCACCGCUAGCUGCCGCUCUUUGCUUCUGGAACACCUCCAGCAAUACAUUCGAUUUCCGGUUUGGGCAGAUGAGCAUAACUCUGCUGGAUGUUCUUACCAUCACGGGGUUGCCCAUUGACUUUGACCCCUAUGUGCAUGGUCAGUUUGAUGGCACUCAAUUUUCUUUGAGAAUGGAUAUGGCUGGUCGAGGGCAUAACAGCAGAUCCUACCCAUCCUGGCGCGAAUAUUACUGCACCCGGCGUGACCAUACAGGAGGUAUCGCAUUCCUGGAAUUCUGGCUUUGCAAAUUUAUCUUUUGCACUUCUUCCAACAAACCUACUGGACCUUGGAAUUCUCUGGACACUGCUCUCUACAAUGGUAUUUGCAUUGGCCUUGGGCAACCUGUAUUGGGUGCGUUAUAUCGCUCCCUUUAUAGAGCCGUAAUGCGCCCAUUUGAUACCGAAAUUAGUGGCCCCUUCUGGAUCCUUGCCUUUUGGCUGCAGAUUUAUUUCCCUCUCUUCCGUCGCGGUGAUAUUCCAAAGGAACCUCCAGUUGAUUCCCUUUUGGGGAACUGGCUUUGCCGCAACGUAAGGUAUCGAGCUCCACCCUACUCCGAGUGUUUUAUUUACUUGUACUUGCUGGGAGAGAUGCCGGACCCAAAAAUAGUCCUUUCUAGGCGAUUCCCUCCUCCCCUUGAUGAUGGCUUUCUGCCCAGUGGACGGGAUCAUAGCGAAAGAGCCUUCCUGGCCUUUUGUCGCGCCAUCUCCUGCUUGGAUAUUCGUCUUGCCACUGAACGCGUAAGUUAUGAGCUCUAUGCCCCUAACCAUUUUGCUCGCCAAUUUGGGUUGGCCCAGUUGGUACCCUGGCCUCUGGUUGAUUCUGCCAAUUACUACACCUCUUGGCGGAGAUUAGCCCCACCUGGGUCUGCCCCCUUUCAGAGUCAGUUUACUUUGAUAGUGAUUCCCCCUUGGGUCAGAGCGCUGUACCCCCUCAACGAUGUCGACGAUGAUUAUGCUGAUUGAUGGAAAGAAGUGUCCGUGAACUGUUGGGACCUGCCACAUGACGAACUCUUCGUCCUGAUCUUUCGUGGCAUGAGUAGUCCUGGUCCGGAAGACCGCAAGAUUCUUGAGCGCUUCUCCAACCCUGCAGCACAACCCCCGCGACCUAUUCUACCUUCUCGCUCAUUGCGUCCAGGGAUACAAAUCCACGAGCCUAGGGCAACACAAACUACCUGGAGCAGGAUAGCCUCUGUUCAGGCGGGGAAACAAAAGGCAAUAGCAGAGGAGACUUCUGAGGGAGAGUCUUCGCAUGAUGAAGAUCCCGCUGAGGUAAUUUAGUUAAGAAUGAUCCCAAACUUGUAUAUUUGGUGCUUCCCCCCUUUUUGAGUUAUGACUCUUUUCUCGUACAGGCCACUGCUGUCUUUGCUUGCAAACGCGAUCGAGCUCAAUUCGUCGAAGAGAGUUUUGAAGAUGACGAACCUCUGGGAAUGAGAUUGGUAAACUCCGACCCCGUCUUAUCCUUUUUAAAUUUUAGAAUCUGGGCAGGAUCUUCACUAUGUAUCUUUUGACAGGUCCGUCAAAGGACCACUAAUCCCUCUCGCCUGAGCGAGGCUGGACCCUCAGCCACUGCAGAAAAGCCAACUCUCUCGCUAGUUCAAGCAUCAACUAACCCCGUGGCGCCUCUUCCGUCUCCCACAUCUACAGAGCAUCUGCAAGGUCCUACCAUUCUAAUAACGAUCUCCGAUGACGACUCCUCGGAGCAUGAAAGUGUGGAAAGCCACUCUGAGGAUUCUGCCGCUUAUGAGGAACUGAUGACGACAGAGAUUCUCGCGGCACUAAAGGUCCAAGAGGUGAAUGAAGUGAGGCUUCUUCCUCUUGGUGACCACGUACCAGAUAUUGACCCGACAACUCGAGAGGUAAGCCACUGUUGGCCAAUGCUUUCCAUUUCCCUUUUGAUCCAACCCCACUCUCUGACAUUUCUGAAUCUAACCAGGAUUCUGUUUGUACCGAGGAGGUGGCUACAAACGCUGAGGGUCCUAUCGGUCGGACAGUCGCCCAAGAGAUGAAAAAUGAUACUGACGGUGGUGGUGCCCCCCAAGUCUUGCGAAUAAAUGAGACAACCGUCGAAGCCGAGGGCCCUGUGCUUGAAUCUGCUCCACUUGCCCAUGGUGAGCCGCGAGUUGAGUUUCCAGAUUCUCCCGCGGCUGAAGGGACAGACCAACCUAUUGAAGAUGAAGAAACUGAGGAAGAUGUCCACCCUUUUGCAUUGGUGGUUCGUGAUCCUGUGGCGCCUCCGCCGCCUCCUACCAGAUUCGAGAGAUUGAUGAGGGUGUUAGAGGUAACUCCUCCUUCUGUUGUGGAUGAGGCUAAGAUGGUGCUUCACGAACAUCUGGGUCCUCAGGUAUUAGAGACUGACAUCCUCUCGCGAGUCUUGGAAGCCCUAAGGUAUCUUUGCCAGGAGAAGGCAUUGACCCUGCAGCAAUUUAGUGCCAUUGACGAUCUGCUGAAUGAACUUGGUGAGGCCCGCCAACGUCAACCGGCCGCGAACGCCCAGGCUCACGACACUCGAGAGGCUUUGAAUAGCCUCUCUCGAGAAAUGGACAUCUCUCGCGGUAUUUUAAAUGAGCGAACCAACCGCCUGCGGGAACUACAAAUCCAAAGGUCCGACUUCAAACUUCGGAUCGAGGACCUCCAUACAGGUUUAGCCUUUGUUGAAAACGCGAUUGCUACAGAAGAAGCCCAACUCGAUGAACCUCUGGCUGCUUCUGAAGAAAUGGGCCGCAACCUGGCCCAUCUCAGAGAACAGGCCACUCAGGCUUCUUGCGGCGAAUCUCCGCGUGGAGGAACUUUGCUUGAAAUUGAGCUUCAUGGGCCAAUCUUUGUAGGCCCCCUCGAAAACUGUUCGGUCUCCUUACACGUCAAUAAUCCCUUCUUUUCCGAGAUUUAAGGCAUUAAUCACUCGUUGAAAAACAACGGUCGUGAAAAAAUAAUCUCGUGAAUAGAACAGUUACCUCCUCGAAAACCGUUCGGUUUCCCCACAUGCUAUUAAUCCUCUAAUAAUAGCUAACUCCUCAAAAAAUCGCUCCUCACAUGCUGCUAGUCCCUUUUUUCCCGAGAUUUGGAAUCACUAAUCUCGAUUUACUGACAUCGGUUUUGAAAUUGAGCUUCAUCCAAGGGUGGGGAUUUGCCUAAAGUCCCUAUAAAUAGUUGUAUUUCAGGAAGGGAAUACUCACAACAACUUUUCUGAAAUAUUCGAGAAAUGGCCUUUCAAUCCUUGCUUCUUUUUCUCCUUCUUCACAAAUCUUCCCCUCAUGAAAUGACCUUUAGCCUCUAAAUUUUAGGCUUUAUGGCGUAAUCUUAAGCCUGGGUUAGGCCUCAUGGCGUAAUCUUAGGCAACCCCUUGUUUCGUCCUUCUGGAGUUCUGCAACAAAAAUGCCAGGCUUCAGAUUGGUUUAGAAACACGAGGGGGCUCCAAGUGUGGGAUCUCCGGUCAUGUAAGAUCAUUUUUUGAGAAAAUCCCAUACGCGGAGCGAAACGGGGAGAGGGAGGACGGCCACUCUGAGGUUCAUCUUUCCUCCUCUGUUUCCUUUCUUCUGGACCUGGCCCGUGUUGUGCCCUCCAGAUGGAAGGGGCUUUGGUUCUCACCUCCUUUUCCCCCUUUCUCUUCUUGAUAGAAUCUUGGAGGGAUGAGAAGGGAUGGACUCUUUGAAGGAAUGGGUUCAAGCUACAGAAUGGCUGUUCCUGUACUUCACGUCCAGCUAAUGGUGGUUACCAAGGCUAGAGGGGGUGCAGAGACUCAAGCUGAUAUUCGGUUCCUUCACUCUCUGCCCCUCCAGGAGAUAAUGGCGCGGCUCAACCCGGCGUUGGAUUCCAUAGCUGCUUCCAAUUGAGGGGGCUUGGAGGCUCCAUUUUCUUUCACUGGAGUCUCCCCUUCUCAUGAAUAAUGGUGUUGGCCAAGCCUAUGUUGUAUUCCUCUACCGCUUCCAUGUAAAAGGGGCGCGGGGGUUCCGUUACUCCUCUUUUUCCUUCCCUGAAGUCUGCCCCUCCUUGGGAUAAUGGCGCGGCUCAACCCGGCGUUGGAUUCCAUAGCUGCUUCCACUUGAGAAAAGAUUCAGAAGAUAUCGGAAGAUUCCUGUUUUGUAUUCUAGCCACUUUUGGCUUUGUAAUGAAUGUACUGCUUUUGGCCGCAAAGCCACUUUAUGAAUACAAUAAUAUUUUCUUAUCCUGAUAUUCAAAUAUCUGUGAGAAGCUGUGUCAACGUGUCUCGCAAGGCCCCAAAUAUAGGCCCCCAUAGUUGUAUAUCGAAAAUAAUAUGAACUUUUAAAAUAUGC
Molecule: messenger RNA, 4739 nt
Organism: Rosa rugosa (rugosa rose)
Lineage: Eukaryota; Viridiplantae; Streptophyta; Magnoliopsida; Rosales; Rosaceae
Exons: 2
Coding region: 1-1431 (476 amino acids)
Biological process (GO): meristem development; meristem maintenance
Source: RefSeq, a predicted model, not a curated record